AUGCAACGACUGUACAUGCAACAGACUGUUAGACGUCAUCAGUCGUUGUGCAGAUUAGUGUUUGGCACUUUUCCACACUCACAUACUGCUAUUCAGUUACAAGCUGCUAGUGCUUUUAGCGUUACUGCUGCAUUUAGACAAUUCUCGCUUGCACAGACUGGACCAUCUACAGCUCCAUUGACUCCCUUGAUGAGAGCCUCUGUUUUUCCUUCUGCAUGGACUGAAAGUCCAGUAGAGCAUUGCAUUGACUCGGGAGUACCACAAAGCGAAAGCUUUGAAAGCAGCCCAAGAUCAGCUAUGCAGGCAUCAGCUACUCCAGCGCAAGUGAGUGACGCUAGCAAUGCUGGAUGCACUGGUGUCACUCAAUCCAUUACAAGUCCAUUUCCAGAUCAUUGA
Molecule: messenger RNA, 396 nt
Organism: Batrachochytrium dendrobatidis JAM81
Lineage: Eukaryota; Fungi; Chytridiomycota; Chytridiomycetes; Rhizophydiales
Exons: 2
Coding region: 1-396 (131 amino acids)
Source: RefSeq, a predicted model, not a curated record